AUGGUUUAUAUGGUAUUAUGUUUUGUGGCGGUGAUGGGAGCGGUGUCUGCAGUGAAGGUCGACUUCGUGCCUCCCGGUGCUACCAGCUAUAUCUACCGGAGCGACAACAACGGCCCAGCGAGCCUCAUCCAGCUCGGCAGCCUCAAGUACGACCAGCCUCACGCAUUUGCGGCGCCAUUGCCUCUAGCACAACCAUUGAAAUUCGGAGCCAUAGAAAACUAUAAACUUGGACCAGCACCGCUUCCGUACGUCGCUGCCAAGCCUAUAGUAGUAGAAGAUGCUGAAGAAGACGAUGAUAGCGACGAAUCUUCAGAGGAGUACGCUGGCGGUGAAGAACUAACCGGACUUGACCAUGGACAUGAAUUCGAAAAGGGAGAAGGAAACGACUACGGUGAAAAAUAUCACUCCGCCCACGGUGAAAAGGGCAGCAAAGGAUACCUAUCCAAGGGACAUCAUGAUGAAGGCAAAGCAGGACAUUACGGCAAGGAACAUGGAGAAGGUUACUAUAGCGACGAAAAAGGUGAGAAAAAAGCACAUCACGACAAAGUCGACGCCCACGGGAAACAUCACGAAUCCGGAGAGAGCUACAAAGGCGGCGACCACGGACACAAGAAACACUUCAGCAAAGGCGAAGACGUGACUGGCUACCACAAGAUCUUCCAUAAGGAUGAGUUCAAGAAGGAUCACGACUUCUACGACGUUGCGGACAAGAGUGGACAUUUCAAGAAGCACGACUACGCCAACGAGCACCAUGGAUCCGAGAAAGGAGCGCACAAAAAGGGAGAACACCACGACUCAGCCAGUGAUAAGGGGGAAUUCGGCAAAAAGGGAUACCACGCUAAAGGCCAUAUUGACGAUGCUCAUAAAGGCAUUUCUUCUGAGAAAGGCCAGGACAGCUAUUACAAACACCACGAGGACUUCGGUAAGAAGGGAGGCAGCGUACACGAAAAAGAACACGCCUUCGAAGAUGACGAUGAAGAAUAUGAUGAUGAUGACAAAGAAUAG
Bombyx mandarina (wild silkworm) is the source of this 1005-nucleotide messenger RNA. RefSeq lists its product as uncharacterized. NCBI's taxonomy places the organism in Eukaryota, Metazoa, Arthropoda, Insecta, Lepidoptera, Bombycidae. The record is from RefSeq and is a predicted model, not a curated record.